AUGUCCCAUCAACACAACCUGUCCAUCGGCGCAGAAACCAAGGUCGAUGUUCCAUCACCAGAUUCUAAGAUGGAUAUCCCAAUUCCAGCAGUACCAGUUUUAGGCCCAGAACAUGUGAAGGCUCCAAAGAAGAUGAGCCCAGCUAUGGACAUCUUGAUGGCGGUAUUAGGUGAAUUCUUUGGUACUUUUAUCUUCUUGUGGACCGCCUUUGUCAUUGCUCAAGUUUCCAAUCAUGACUAUCUUUCUGCCAUCGACUCAAAAGAAACCGAUUAUGCCAUCACUAAUACUGUCAACAUUUCCAAAGUUCUUGUUAUUGCCAUUGGUUUUGGUUUUAGUGUUGCUAUGGCCAUCACCAUCUUUGGUCCAAUUUCUGGUGGUAACUUGAAUCCAGCUGUCACUUUGACCCUUGCUAUGGCUGGUGCUUUGAAUCCACUCAAGGCUGCUUGUAUGUUUGUCUCACAAAUAAUAGCCGGUAUGGCUGCUGCUGGUGCUGCCUCUGCCAUGACCCCAGGUAAAAUUUUGUUUGCCAACUCUCUCGGCCUUGGUGUUUCGAAGGGUAGAGGGCUUAUGCUUGAAGCCUUUGGUACUGCUUUGUUGUGUACCACCGUUUUGUUUACUGCUGUGGAAAACCCACAUCUUCCAAUCAACCUUAAUGCCAUCAGUAUCGGUUUGUCUUUGUUCUUAGGUCACUUGGUUUGUGUUGCUACUACUGGUGCUGGUCUUAACCCAGCUAGAAGUUUUGGUCCAUGUGUUGCCGACAGAUCUUUCACCGUUUACCAAUGGAUUUACUGGGUCGGGCCAUUUAUUGGAUCCGUCAUUUCUUUCGGCCUUUGGAAAAUCUUCAAACUCUUGGAAGGCAAUGAUGAUGAAGAAAAAGAUGCCUCUAAGAACGUCUGA
Molecule: messenger RNA, 897 nt
Organism: Saccharomycopsis crataegensis
Lineage: Eukaryota; Fungi; Ascomycota; Saccharomycetes; Ascoideales; Saccharomycopsidaceae
Product: Aqy1 protein
Exons: 1
Coding region: 1-897 (298 amino acids)
Biological process (GO): transmembrane transport; water transport
Cellular component (GO): plasma membrane
Molecular function (GO): water channel activity
Source: RefSeq, a predicted model, not a curated record